This is a messenger RNA of Eurypyga helias (sunbittern), 1874 nucleotides long. RefSeq names its product Golgi integral membrane protein 4-like. NCBI's taxonomy places the organism in Eukaryota, Metazoa, Chordata, Aves, Eurypygiformes, Eurypygidae. Gene Ontology annotation, cellular component: Golgi apparatus; Golgi membrane. The record is from RefSeq and is a predicted model, not a curated record.
UUGUAUAUGAGCACAGGUCAAGAUUAGAAAAGUCAUUACAAAAGGAAAGGCUUGAACAUAAGAAAGCGAAAGAAGAUUUUCUUGUUUAUAAACUAGAAGCACAGGAAACACUAAAUAAAGGAAGGCAAGACUCCAACAGCCGGUACAGCGCACUGAGCGUACAGCACCAGAUGCUGAAGAGUCAACACGAAGAACUGAAGAAACAGCAUGCUGACCUUGAGGAAGAUCACCGAAAACAAGGAGAAGAGUUCAGCAGAACGUUCAGCGAUCAUUUGGAAAAAGAGCAGGAGAUCUCUAAGCUGAAGGAAUCCCUGUACAACUUGCGGGAGGAGAACAGACAGCUGAGAAAAGCUCACCAAGACAUUCACACCCAGCUACAAGAUGUCAAGCAACAGCAUAAGAACUUACUCUCCCAACACAACCAGCUUGUAGUGACACUGGAAGACCACAAGAGUGCACUAGCUGCUGCACAGUCCCAGGUGGAAGAGUACAAACAGCUGAAGGACACGCUCAACAAAAUGCCAAGUUUCCGCCAGCCUGAGCAGUUAGAACGACAGAAUGAGCGAGCCGAGGGGCGAGCGCCGUCUCCCCGCAGUGACCCCACGCUGCGCCCUGAUGCCGAAGAGCAGGAGGAGAAUGAGAAGCCAAAGGAGAGAGAAGAAAUAAAUACCCAGGAGAAAGAAGACAGAGCUGAGCCUUCUCAUCUGCAAAGAAGGGCUCACGAGGGCCAGCACGCCAAAGAGCUCAACAUCCAGGAGCAACAAGAAGCUGGAGAGGAUGAUGAGCAGCGAGUUGAUCAGGUUGAAGAGGAACGCAAAAAAGAACUUGAAGAAGAAGAAAUGGAGCAGGCAGGUCAGCCUGAGCACUUGGAGGAGGAACAGGAUCAAGUACCUCAGGAAUGGAAAAAACAGGAGCAGAAGGAAGAAGAAACCAACAUGUUGGGCGAUCGUCUUCAUUCAGAGAUGACAUCGACAAAAGCUGUACCAACACGGCAUAAGGCAGCUUACGAACAGCAACUGGAGCAGCAACAUCUCGCGGCCCGAAGAGCAGAGGAAGCCAACCAGCUACAGGAACAUCAGGAGUCGCUACAGCAGCAAAGACUGCGAGGACAGCUCCUACGGCAGCAGCAGCCUCCAGAGAAAGAGCUUCAGCUGCAGAAACAGGCAGAGCCAGGAGAAAAGCUCUACACCAACCGGCUCAGCCACCAGGCUCAUUACGAUAACGUGGACCACGAUAUUGUACAAGGGGAAGAAGAGCAAGGCGUUCAGGAAGAGGAAGGAGCUUACGGACGCGACAACCAGCAGCAGGAUGGAGGGGAAGAUGAGGAUCAGAAUAACGCAAAUGAGCAGCAAGGCCCAGAACCCCAAGCAGAAGGUCAGCAGGCGGAUGAAUCGAAGGCAGCUGCGGAAGACGUGAACCCUGCUGAUGACCCCAACAAUCAGGGAGAAGAUGAGUUUGAGGAAGCUGAGCAAGAGCGAGAAGAAAAUCUACCGGAGGAAGAUGAAAAGCAGAAGCAAACCAGUCGGAAGCAAGGACACCCGGGGAUGGAAGAGAACCUGGUGAUGGCAGGAAAUCCCGACCAGCAGGAAGAUAACGUGGAUGAGCAAUACCAGGAGGAAGGAGAAGAGGAGAUCCAGGACGAUGCGACGGAAGAGAAGAGACGAGACCUGGAACGCAACGCCGAAGAGCCGUACGGUGAAAACGACGAAAACGCCAACGAGAAGAACGACAGAGGGGCAGAGGGAGAGCAGGAGGCGCGAGGAGAGAACGACCGCAAGGCAGCUCAGGACGAAAACUCUGAGGAGGAAGAGGAGGAGGAGGAGGAGGGAGGCAGAGCCGUUGCGGCAAAGACUCGCCGACGAGGGGAGAUGUAG